AUGGUUCUCUCUUUCAUACUUGUCCAGAAUCGCCAGGGCAAGACCCGACUUGCGAAAUGGUAUUCGCCGUACAGUGAUGAUGAGAAAGUGAAACUCAAAGGCGAGGUUCAUCGAUUGGUGGCCCCACGAGAUCAGAAGUACCAAUCGAACUUUGUCGAAUUCAAGCGAAGCACGAAGAUUGUAUACAGAAGAUACGCGGGUCUUUUCUUCUGCGCAUGCGUUGAUGCGACGGAUAAUGAGUUGGCAUACCUUGAGGCGAUUCACUUCUUCGUGGAGGUCCUAGAUCAAUUCUUCGGCAACGUGUGCGAGCUAGACUUGGUUUUCAACUUCUAUAAGGUAUAUGCAAUCCUAGACGAAGUCUUCCUUGCAGGCGAAAUCGAAGAGACGAGCAAACAAGUUGUUCUCACGAGGCUGGAACAUUUGGAUAAACUGGAGUGA
Aspergillus puulaauensis is the source of this 438-nucleotide messenger RNA. RefSeq names its product AP-2 complex subunit sigma (gene APS2). Gene Ontology annotation, biological process: clathrin-dependent endocytosis; protein transport. The record is from RefSeq and is a predicted model, not a curated record. Bases 1 to 438 code for a protein of 145 amino acids. Gene Ontology annotation, molecular function: clathrin-cargo adaptor activity. NCBI's taxonomy places the organism in Eukaryota, Fungi, Ascomycota, Eurotiomycetes, Eurotiales, Aspergillaceae. Gene Ontology annotation, cellular component: intracellular membrane-bounded organelle; AP-2 adaptor complex. The transcript has 5 exons.